Brienomyrus brachyistius is the source of this 12081-nucleotide messenger RNA. It is a transcript of the gene abca5, whose product is annotated as ATP-binding cassette, sub-family A (ABC1), member 5. Gene Ontology annotation, molecular function: ABC-type transporter activity; ATP hydrolysis activity; ATP binding. NCBI's taxonomy places the organism in Eukaryota, Metazoa, Chordata, Actinopteri, Osteoglossiformes, Mormyridae. Gene Ontology annotation, cellular component: membrane; intracellular membrane-bounded organelle. The record is from RefSeq and is a predicted model, not a curated record. Gene Ontology annotation, biological process: transmembrane transport; lipid transport.
GUGCGACGUACGGAGUGGGCUGCGUGACGGGUUUGUUUGCUGUGUUUAUAUGAAGAAGAGGAGGAAGACAUUGACGGCCAGGGCGGUUAGAAGGCGCCAGUCUCUGUAAUUCGGACAUUUUUAUGGGCAAAAUGACAAUAUUCUGAUUAAUUCAGCCUUCAAACCAAAAAGACGUCUUCUGAGGACUGAGUAAAGUGAGGUGCUUGGCUUGUAUGGCUGGUCAGCAUGCAGAAGAGUCCGGCGGUGAUAUUUAACAUAAAUCUAUUUUACAAGCACCAAAGCAGGGGCAAUUUAUGUAUAUUUAUUUUUCAAAUUUGGUCGGCGUUUUAAUAUCGUGAUCGGGAUCUGGGUUGGUUUCUCACAUUUUAAAGUGCGCUAGCUAGCUUUCUAGUCUUGCUGUGACCGUAAUUAAUUAAUUAACGGUCACAACCGGAUUUUAAUUUGAUUUUUGUAUUUUUUUUUUUUUACUUUUUGUUUUUUGCUGCGUGGGACAUAAAAUACGAAACCCCAUGCUGGCAGAAUGCUGCCGGUAAUCCGGAGAGAUGCCGGCCUGUGGCAUCAGACAAGGAGCCUGCUGUACAAGAACCUGCUGAUCAAAUGGAGGACCAAGCAGCAGAGCCUGCAGGAGCUGAUCCUGCCCCUGCUGUUAUUGGGGCUCCUGAUCUUCAUCAGCAUCCUGAACCCGCACAUCUACUACGAGGACAUCAGCACCAUGGAGCUGGACAGACACUUUUACCCCACGUUCAAGUGCCUGGGAUACACCCCUGUCAGCAACGUCACCAGCCAGAUCAUGGUGGACGUGGCCCACGAGCUGCAAAUCGACCACCUGGAGAUGUUCUCCACCGAAGAGGACCUGGAGAACGCCAGCCUGCAUGAGACGUCGAACCUGGUGGGCGUGGUCUUCCUGGAUAACAUGUCAUACCGGCUGCGUUUCCAUCACAGCCAGCUGCCUCUCCCCAGCGACUUCACCGAGUCCAUCGCCAGCUGCUUCUCCUACACUGCACACUGCCGGGCGGCAAAUUACUGGUUCACCGGCUUCGUCCGCCUCCAGGCUCUCAUCGACGCGGCCAUCAUACAGAUGCAGACGAAGAGGUCGGUUUGGAGGGAGAUGUCCGACCUGCGGGUGGUGAUGAUGGGCCAGCCCGGCUCGGUGGAGGUGCAGACCUUUCCGCACGCGCUGAUCUCCAUCUACCUGGUGCUGGCCUUCACGCCCUUCGUCUCCUUCCUCAUCGUCAACGUGGCGGCCGAGAAGGAGCGCCGUCUCAAGGACACCAUGACCAUGAUGGGCCUGUACGACUCUGCGUUCUGGCUGUCCUGGGGACUCUUGUACACAGCCCUGGUCACCGCCAUGUCCGUCCUGAUGUCCAUCAUCGCCACCUAUACCGCUCUCUUCCCCAACAGCAACUUCCUGGUUAUCUUCCUCCUCAUCUUCCUCUAUGGGAUAUCCUCUAUCUUCUUCUCCUUCAUGCUGACCCCCCUGUUCAAGAAGCCCAAGCUGGCCAGCACUGUGGGCUCCAUGCUGACCGUGCUCUUUGGCUGCCUGUCGCUCUUCACCGUGCUGAUGGAGGAUUUCCCUCAGGAGGCCGUCUGGCUGCUCUGCUUCCUCUCCCCUACCGCCUUCUCCAUUGGCGUCGCCCAGGUGGUGGAUCUGGAGGCGCGGGGGGAUGGUGCAGUGUUCUCCACGCUGGCCAACGGGCCGCACCCCCUCUACGUGCCCCUGGUCAUGCUGCUGCUGGACUGCAUGCUCUACCUGCUGCUCGCCGUCUACCUGGACCAGGUGCUGCCAGGCGAGUUCGGAAUGCGCCGGACCUUCUUCUUUUUCCUGAAGCCGUCCUAUUGGUCGAGGCACAGGAAGCGGCACGUGGAGCUGACCUCCAUGUUCGAGGGGGAGGUCAAUGGCGGUCCUGUGCUCAGCGAAUCCGUGGAGCCGGUUUCCCCCGAGUUCAGGGGCAAAGAAGUGAUCAGGAUAAACAACAUCCGAAAGAUUUAUAAAGAGAAGGACAGCACAGUGGAGGCCCUGCGAGGCUUCACUUUUGACAUCUACGAGGGUCAGAUCACAGCUCUGCUGGGUCACAGCGGCGCGGGGAAGUCCACCCUCAUGAAUAUCCUCUGUGGGAUCUGCCCGCCCACUGAAGGCUCGGUCACCAUCUACGGCUCGGCAGUGUCGGACAUGACGGACGGCGUGGCCAUGCGCAGACUGGUGGGCGUCUGCCCGCAGUUCAACAUCAUGUUCGACGUGCUCACCGUGGAGGAGCACCUGCGCAUCUUUGCUGCCAUCAAAGGCAUCCCGCCCAGCGACGUUGCCCGUGAGGUGAACAAGGUGCUGAAGGCCUUAGACUUGGAGAAGAUCAUGGAUGCCCAGGCAAAGAACCUCAGCGGGGGGCAGAAGAGAAAGCUGUCGCUGGGCAUCGCCAUCCUCGGGGACCCCAAGAUCCUCCUCUUGGACGAACCGACGGCCAACAUGGACCCCUGCUCUCGCCACCAGGUGUGGUCCUUGCUGAAGAGUCUGCGGGCCGGGAGGGUCAUCGUGCUCAGCACACACUACAUGGACGAGGCGGACAUCCUGGCAGACCGCAAGGCCAUCAUCUCCCAGGGCCAGCUGAAGUGCGUCGGAUCCUCCCUGUACCUCAAAACCAAGUGUGGGGUCGGCUACCACCUCAGGAUGUCAGUGAGCGAAGGCUUCCGGGCCGAUGCUAUCACACCAUUGGUCAGGCAGCACGUGCCCAAGGCCCAGCUGGCCCGGCAGCAGGAGGCGGAGCUUACCUACACGCUGCCCUUUGAGAGCGUCAACACCUUUCCAGACCUCUUCUCUGACUUGGACUGCCGGCCUGACCUGGGCAUCGCCAACUAUGGCGUUUCCAUGACUACUUUGGAGGACGUCUUCCUGCGGCUAGAAGCGGAAGCAGAAGCGGACGUCGAUAGAGCAGACUACAGCGUGUUUAACCAGGAGCCCGGAGAGGGCGAAGGUGACGCCGCCUCCCUGGACGACAUAGACCAGAGACUGCUCACCUUCUCGGAGAACCAGCAGGAGGCGCUGCGGGGCCGGGCCCUCUGGUACCAGCAGUUCCGCACCGUGGCCAGACUGCACCUGCUCAACCUGCAGCGUGAGAAGAAGUCUGUCAUCUACAUCCUGGCCCUGUUCGCCAUCUUCCUGGCCUCGGUCCUGGCACUGUCCCUUAUCACAGGGAACAUCCAGAUCCACCCCCCCGACCGGCAGUUCCUGCCCAUCUACCUGCUUCGCCGCCACCAAGCCGCCCGGAGGUACGCCACCCCCCUGCUGGUGCAGAACUCCUCAGACUCCGACAUCUCCGGGUUCAUUCACAACCUGGAGUCCCAGGACAUUAAGGUGGAGCUGAUGAGGAAUGUGGAUUAUGUGGCUGCUGCCCCGCACAGCGCCGCCAUCAAUGUGACGGGAUCAAGCAAGGCGUACGAGUACUAUCUGGCGUUCAACAGCACCACGGUGCACUCCCUGCCCAUGCUGGUGAACAUCCUCAGUAAUGCCCUCCUAAGGGGCUUCAACGGAAGCGGUCAGAUCAGCACCUGGACCAAACCCUUUGAGUUUCAAAUGCCGGACUCCAUUUCGUACACGCUGGUCUACAUCGAGGCCAUGCUGCUGGGAAUGCUCGCAGCCGGGAUGCCUGCCUACUUCGCCAUGGACCACACGCGCGACCGCGAGAUAAAGUGCCGCUCCACGCUGAGGGUCUCGGGUCUGUCCCCCUCGGCGUACUGGUGCGGCCAGGCCGCCGUGGACGUGCCCUUCUACUACCUCAUCCUGGUUUGCAUGACCAGCACCCUGUUUGCCUUCCACUCCAGCGACUUGAUCUAUUCCAAAGCGCUCGUCUCGGUGACGCUGUGCCUGAUUGGCUACUGCCUGGCCAUGGUGCUCUUCACCUACGUGGUGUCAUUCAUGUUCACCCGGGUCCAGAGUAACCGCGACUUCUUCUCCGUACUCUGCAUGAUGGUGUGCGUGGUCUCGGCCUUCGUGGUGCAGCUGUCGUCAUUCAGCGAGGGCAUGGCCGUCAUGCGGCUACUGCACAACGCCGUGUGCCUGCUGAACCCACUCUACCCUCUCAUGGGCUGCCUGAACUACAUCACCAGGACCACCUUCGCCAACGUCAGCUACGAUUACAACGGCUUCCUCAUCAACAAUCUGCUCGUCACGGUCAUGGCGCCCUACCUGCAGAGCAUUUUGCUGAUCCUGCUGCUCCGCUGGCUGGAGAUCCGAUACGGCGGCAGGACCAUGAAGAACGAUCAGCUGUGCAGGAUCUCUGGCACGUCCAGGGGGAAAAUGCAGAGGAACCCAGAGGAGUUUGAGACGGAGGAUGAGGAUGUCAGGGUGGAAAAGGCGCGAGUGAAGGAAGCCCUUACCUGCCAGCUCUGUGAGGAGAAGCCCGUGGUUGUGGUCAGCAGCCUGAGGAAGGAGUAUCACACCCGCUGGGAUGAGUUCGUGCUCAGCAAGCGACGGAAGGUGGCCAUCAAAAAUGUUUCCUUCUGCGUCCGCAAAGGCGAGGUCCUUGGGCUGCUGGGACCCAACGGGGCUGGGAAGAGCAGCAUGAUGCACAUGCUGGCUGGGGACUUGGAGCCCCUGGCUGGACAGGUGCUGAUGGGAGAUUACAGCACAGAGUACCAGCCCGUGGAGAAUCCGCUAGAGCACGUGGGCUACUGCCCCCAGGUGAACCCGCUGUGGCCCCGGAUCACCCUCCAGGAGCACCUGGAGAUCUACGCCGCCGUGAAGGGGCUCCGGGCAGACGACAUGCCGGGGGUCAUCAAGCGGAUGGUGAACGCUCUGGAGCUGAAGGAGCACCUUCACAAGCAGGCCAAGCACCUUACUGCUGGCCUCAAACGGAAGCUCUGUUUCGCUCUGAGCAUGCUGGGAAACCCGCAGAUCGUUCUCCUGGACGAGCCGUCCACUGGCAUGGAUCCCAAGUCUAAACAGCGUAUGUGGAGGGCGAUUCGUGCUGCUUUCAUGAAUAGCCAGCGGGGGGCGAUCUUGACCACACACUACAUGGAAGAAGCAGAGGCCGUGUGCGACCGGGUCGCUAUCAUGGUGUCUGGGCAGCUGAGGUGCAUUGGGUCCAUCCAGCACCUGAAAAGCAAGUACGGGCGUGGCUACAGCCUGGAGGUGAAACUGCGGGAGGAGAUGAUGGGGCUCCAGCAGGUGGCGCUGCUGCACAAGGAGAUCCGGGCGAUCUUCCCACAUGCCGCGCGCCAGGAGAGCUUCACAACCCUGAUGGUCUAUAAGAUCCCUAUGGAGGAUGUGACAUCUCUAGCCAACUCCUUUGCUCAGCUGGAGAGAGCCAAGAAAACUUUCAAUUUCGAGGAGUACAACUUCUCCCAGUCCACCUUAGAGCAGGUCUUCAUGGAGUUCACGAAGGAGCAGGAGGACGAGGAGGAUGAACACGGAUCUCAGAGCACCACCUUCCAGUGGCAGCGGCUGCAGCAGGACAGCACUUUGUCCAUCAGUCACCCCGACAGCGUCGUGAACCAGCUGUGAUCCGUCCGCCCCCCCAUCCGCCUCCCCCGAUGCUCCAAACCUGACCGCUGCCUCCCACCCUGAACUGCAUUUAAACCCUCCAGAUGGCUGGCUGGCCAUACAGGCACUGCGUACGGGUUAGGUGGGGGCAGCAUGGCGCCCUCUAGUGCCAAGGGAGUGUAUACAUGCUGGUGUUUCUGAAGCCCCCACCACCAGUUGAAGCACGGGGAUCCUCCUUUUAAAUCCCUUUUAACCGUGUAGCCCACCAGCAUCUAACUUAGCCUUUAGCCGACGAGGUGACGUCCUGUCGAGAGACACACCUAGAGGCGAUUGAUGGCGUGCAUCAUAGUCCACCUUCUUCACUGGGAGCAGAGGACCAGUCAUCUGUCUGCACUUUCACUCCAUGUCUCUUUGCCUCCAUCACUCACCAUCAGGUGGUGCUACAGCGCAUGAAACCACACGUAGACCCUGUUUCAUAAUAAGGACACUCCGACUAUGCUGGAGCUCAAUCGGACCACAGUGAAGACCACCACUAGUGUUUGCUCGUGUCUCGGACAAGUGAGCCGUGAUUCCUUAUAAAGAACAACCAGGACGUCUGACUUCUGCUCUUCAUCCUGUUCAGAAGUGCUCCUCCGAAUUCUGGUUUGAGUUGUUGAGAGCCCUUUGCCUUCAAGCGAUUUUGGCCUGUUUUCUUUAAGCCUUUUUUGUCUUUCCAGGUGAACUCUGUAGGGGGGAGUAGGGUGCACUUUUUCUUCUGGGGGGGGUUCAGCUUGUACUGUGGAGGGUGGGCUUGGCCGCUGCCCCCAUCGUCCAAGCUCCCACAGACCUUUGGGGCAGUCCCUGUGCCGCAUGCUUGCACGCGCCGAGUCUGCAUACCAGUGAUGGGUUUUGACCCUGACGGCAGCGGCAUGACACGAUCCGCCUUGGGUGGGGAGCGGCGCAUGGAUGCAGCCUGAAAGCCUGUGACCCUGCCCCCCCACCGAGGAAGCACGCUGGGCGAAUGCUAAAGGCUAACAGCGCUGAGGCUCCUGCGCAUGUAGCAUUCCGCAGCCGCAGCUAGAGACGCUGACGUGGGCUCGGUGGGGCUUUGCAUCGUCACCACAUCCUUUGGCUCCUAGCCUCCGGGCUGAGCCAUCCUCUUCUGCGGGUGUUCAUUUUCUAAGGCUUGGUUUGCUUCGAAUGUAGUAGCCAGAGAGGUUAAUGACCUUUGUGGGGUGUGUUUUUAAUGUACCGCUGCCCCGUCUCGCACCGCAGCCCCUUGCACGAUGGUCACAUGACCAGAUCUCGGGCCGCCGUGGUGUUUUGAGCGUGUGUGACUGCGUGUUGUGGUGUUGAUGUGUCGACCGAGUACAAUAUUGACAUGCGGUAUUCAAAGGGUGUCUUGGAAUGGGGAGGGGGGGGGAGGGUACAGCUUGGUAUAAGGGAUGAUUAACACAUUCCCCUUCCUUGGGGGGUUGGGGGGGGGGGGUGAACUGGCAGGCCACUGCGGCCAAACAGAAAAUAAUCAGCCUUUUUAUUUAUUAUUUGUUUUAAAUCUGGCAGCAGUGAGUGUCAUCGACAGUCACCUAGCAUGUGGAUGUACAGCAUUUGCCAGACUUGACACCCUAUUCCUAAUGGAGGGGGCAUUGAAGCCAAUCACGAGGGCCGUGUGAUGUGAUUGGUUGACCUGGUUGACAUGGGAAACAUUUGUCCUGUAAUACUGCAUUUUACACUCAUUAAUUCUUUUAUUACUACAUUUUUUUUUAUUGGGAGCUGGUGACUUGUACCAGAUUUUAACUGAUGAUUUUACAUUUGAGGUGGUUUGUAGCGACAUUUUAAUGAUGCGUCAGUGGAAUGACUUGUGCAGUACUUCAGGUCAAGUUACUUGGAGAGUCGCUAAUGCAGUUUUAUUUUUGUGGGUCUGUGGAAUGACCAUUAAUGGUCUUCCUGUCUGAUGCCACCUUUUGAGAGAUGAACCAAUCGUCUCGGUGCAGGAAAUGGCAAAUCGAGAAACGCAAACGCGGAAUAUCUCUAAUGCACAUUGUUUUUAUUUCAGAUUUUUUUAUAGGGGGCUGUGAGGAAUGAGGGUUUUUUAGAAGUUUGCAUGAGGAAUAUUACACUCAACACGACAGUUUUAUGGUUUGACACCUCCGAUAUAGUGAGUUGGGUAUAUUUGGAAAAUAUAUACAGUUUUAGUAUCAAACAUCUAAAGACGCCUGAACGUAACAGUACAGUGGAAAGUCUUUGAAACCCCACUGUGUUCAUCACAUGAAUUGUCAAGGUUUCAUUUUUUAAAAUCGCACUGCUUGUCUUCUAAGGGCUGAAUUUAAACGGUAGCUCGAUGGGAAUGGAUUUCCAUGACGUCACCCCAGUCAGAAGCUUUUUAGUGAUGUUCAGUAGCUAGCUGAUUUAAUCCAUCUGGAUUUUUCACUGCAUGUGGAUAUGUUUUGCAGUUCUGUGAGUGUUGGUGAAUCCAUUGGAAUUGUCUAGUUUUGAUCAUCUACAGAAUAAUUGUACAUUGCCCUAUUUUUAUUGAUCGAAAGCUUUCAACAGCCAUGGUUAGGGGAGGGGUUGUGAAGCUGUUACUUAUUAAUUGGUGGAACCCCCCCCCCCCCCUUUAAUAAGUGACCUCAAUGAAAUGCUUACUGGGACCUUUGCAGCAGCUGGGAAGUAAAUUAGCUUGUUACCCUCCAUAGCAGUGCUUGUUUCUAGGCAGUCUUGCUUGGACAGCCCACAUCCCGUCACACUACAGCAUUUCAGUGACAUUGAGGGUCCUGCUGUUGAUAUUUUCCCCCCGUCUUUUGGCUCAGUCAUAUUGCUUAUUUUGAGCUUUGGAUCCAUGACUGACUUCGGGACAUUUGAUUUCAGAUGCCCUAAGGCAGUAGAGCAGUCUUUCUCUGUUUAUAUAAUCACUUAUGAGCUAGGAGGUGAAUUUUUAAUUUUUUUUUGUUCUCCAAACUCAGUGCUCUGUAAAUUUAUCAGAAUGCUCAACUUGUGUUUCACUUGUCCACAGAAAAUGACUCCAGAACCAGCCAGCUGGUCUUCAGCAGAACUGAGAUGGGCAGCCAUUUUCUGUGGUUUCCUUUGCUGUGAUCACCGUUGAUAACCACUCCAGUUUUAGGGCUUUUUUAUCAUGUGAGAGAGAGCUAUAGAUCCGUACUGUCAUCCAGGGGCUCUGCGGAACUUCAUUGAGGAUUUAUCGCCCUUUAUCCAAGACCUAACCUUAGAAUAUCAGUUGUGCAUCAAUCUUUCUGUGAAGCUUCUACCUGACCAUGAACCGCUGUAGUGAUGCAUCCCAUUCCAGUCUUGUGAAGUUUAACCUUUAUUCUUCUGGCUCCCCUGCCAUCCCUUCUAGUGCCACACACACUAAAGAGCAGAUACCUGCAGUUGUGUUUUUAUUUUAUAAAUCCAAGCAGAUCAACCCACAGCUGAGCUCCAGUUAUCCUGAAGGCAUGCAUACGUUUUCCCAGGUGCUGUCCUCACUUGAGUAAAACAUUUAUUCAAUGUAGAUGUGAGAGUGUUGUGUGUGCUGAUUGCUGUAGAAGCCCAUGACUUGGAUGAAGAUGACGUUACAUUCACGAAAAGACCCAGAGAAUUCCAAUGGGUUUGCUUCCUUUUCUCUGACACUCUGUAAGCAUGUUUGCCUUUCAGUGGAGCUAAUGACUACUUAUUUGUAUAUUAUGUACCAGUCGAUGCAUUACAAGUGCUUGUAAUUGGUAAAAAGCCAGCAAAUUAAGGGUUUAUUGGAAAGAUUUUUUUAAAUCUGUAACUGGUUCAAGCCUGAUUUUCACCUGGGUGGUGGAUGCGGCUUGGUCUGGACUUGGUUGGUGUUAUUUUCGCAAAAUAUGGAUAUAAUUAAAUAUGCAAUGCAUCUUAUAUAAAUGCAUAACUAAAAUGUAACCAACAUGGAAUUCUUGCUGUAAUAGUUAUGUGAAGUUGAUUUGAGGAAAGCCAAACUCAAUGCUAUGUAUGCUCGGUGUGCUUCAUACAUACGGUAUGUUUUAUAAUACAGUGACCACCUACCCCACCCCCCGCCUGUCGCGGAAGAUGUUACACAUCCAUCAGCGAUAGGUGAAAAUCCAUGAUAUAGAAAGACCAUAUAAAUAAACAUUUUUAAAGUAGUUUAAUCCUUAAAGUGCCCCUCCCAAAUACUUUAAACACAUGUGAACUUAUUAAAGCAACACAUAUAUGUGGAUGUUGGGCUAAGGGUACGAGUAACAUAAUAUGUAAUGUAUACGUAUGUGAUUCCAUUUUAACGCUGGCUUUAAUCUGAGAAAAUGCCACCCUCUUAAUUCCUGUUUGACUAAAGGAGAUGGUGCGGUGGCUCUUACAUCAAGAAGGACGAAGAGAAUAUAUAGGGCCGUCGAUUCAUUCAAGCUAUAAUGGCGAGCGACGUCCGCGUUACGCUUCCCUUCCCGAAGCACAUCCAUGAGUUUUACCUUCUCCUGAAUGGUCAAGGUCUUCCUCUAGCGCUUAGGCUCUCUACUACCACAAGACUUAGAAGAUGCAGGAUUCUUGGGAGCCAUCGUAGGGCUUAGAACAAAAGGAAAACAAUCCGACCACAAGCAAGGUACGCGAUACGCAGAGAACUGUGACUUGGGGGAAAAAUCGUGAUAAAGCAGGGGCUCUCUCUAUUUGUGUUGUCACGGCACUAUAGCCUAUGAUAAUAUCAGUGUGUUGUGUUGCUGUGUGUCCUGCCAUCAAGUGACAUGCACUCACACACGCCUCACCAUCUGAGACUCGUUGUACUCACUUACACAGUGCCCAGUACAUGAAGCUGUAGAUAUCUGCCCAAAUCACAUCAGCUGGUCCAGACUGUAGACGGCGCGUUACGGGGAGGUACACCCUCGUCUGGUCCAGACUGUAGACGGAGCGUUACGGGGAGGUACACCCUCGUCUGGUCCAGACUGUAGACGGCGCGUUACGGGGAGGUACACCCUCGUCUGGUCCAGACUGUAGACGGAGCGUUACGGGGAGGUAUACCCUCGUCUGGUCCAGACUGUAGACGGCGCGUUACGGGGAGGUACACCCUCGUCUGGUCCAGACUGUAGACGGAGCGUUACGGGGAGGUACACCCUCUUCUGGUCCAGACUGUAGACGGAGCGUUACGGGGAGAUACACCCUCUUCUGGUCCAGACUGUAGACGGAGCGUUACGGGGAGGUACACCCUCUUCUGGUCCAGACUGUAGACGGCGCGUUACGGGGAGGUACACCCUCGUCUGGUCCAGACUGUAGACGGAGCGUUACGGGGAGGUACACCCUCUUCUGGUCCAGACUGUAGACGGAGCGUUACGGGGAGGUACACCCUCGUCUGGUCCAGACUGUAGACGGAGCGUUACGGGGAGGUACACCCUCGUCUGGUCCAGACUGUAGACGGAGCGUUACGGGGAGGUACACCCUCGUCUGGUCCAGACUGUAGACGGAGCGUUACGGGGAGGUACACCCUCUUCUGGUCCAGACUGUAGACGGCGCGUUACGGGGAGGUACACCCUCUUCUGGUCCAGACUGUAGACGGAGCGUUACGGGGAGGUACACCCUCUUCUGGUCCAGACUGUAGACGGAGCGUUACGGGGAGGUACACCCUCUUCUGGUCCAGACUGUAGACGGAGCGUUACGGGGAGGUACACCCUCUUCUGGUCCAGACUGUAGACGGAGCGUUACGGGGAGGUACACCCUCGUCUGGUCCAGACUGUAGACGGAGCGUUACGGGGAGGUACACCCUCUUCUGGUCCAGACUGUAGACGGCGCGUUACGGGGAGGUACACCCUCGUCUGGUCCAGACUAGACGGAGCGUUACGGGGAGGUACACCCUCGUCUGGUCCAGACUGUAGACGGAGCGUUACGGGGAGGUACACCCUCGUCUGGUCCAGACUGUAGACGGAGCGUUACGGGGAGGUACACCCUCUUCUGGUCCAGACUGUAGACGGAGCGUUACGGGGAGGUACACCCUCUUCUGGUCCAGACUGUAGACGGAGCGUUACGGGGAGGUACACCCUCUUCUGGUCCAGACUGUAGACGGAGCGUUACGGGGAGGUACACCCUCGUCUGGUCCAGACUGUAGACGGAGCGUUACGGGGAGGUACACCCUCUUCUGGUCCAGACUGUAGACGGCGCGUUACGGGGAGGUACACCCUCUUCUGGUCCAGACUGUAGACGGAGCGUUACGGGGAGGUACACCCUCUUCUGGUCCAGACUGUAGACGGAGCGUUACGGGGAGGUACACCCUCUUCUGGUCCAGACUGUAGACGGAGCGUUACGGGGAGGUACACCCUUGUCUGCAAAUACCAAAAUAUUCCCGUAAGAUUCCCACUUAAUAAUCAAUCUCUGUAGUUCACCAAAAAAAAAAUUGUUUUGAGACAAAUUGGACUGUUAUUGGGGGAAACUGGUUUGGCUGACCUUGAUCAAUUUCAUGUAUGAGAUUUUGUAAUUUUAUUUUUUUCCGGUCAUGGUAUCUCCUAGAUAACGUGUACACUGAUAUAUUUUUCGGAUUACUUUUAAGUUGUGUACUAUAUUUUGUUUACCUGCUCACAGUUUGUUCUGGUGACCUCUGACGUUUUAAAACCUUUGUGUGAUACAGUAAUACCUUUGAAGUAAAUAUUUGAUUAAUAAAUGCAACUACAGUUGGCUCA